GUCAGCCUGACGCUGUUUGCUGUGAGAAGAUGCUUGUGUUCCCUCGAGAGCCCUCGAGACCGGUGCGCACAGUCGGACGGCACGUUUGCACCAAGAGCUGUCAGCCAGCCACUGUUAACAAGCCCUGAACGCUGGCCUCUGAGCUGCUGAGAGCAGAGCGGGGUCUUCUCACGGCUUGGGACCUGGAGCCAAACAAAAGCAGCCUUGCGGAGGGGGCCGGGCCGGGGGUCCCCUCCCACCUGCAAGCAGCUGACUCGGUUUCCCCAGGGCUGGGAGGUGGUCCGUGCUGUUUCUCCACCCGAUGGCUGCAGUGCCGCCGCGUGCUCGCUGUUGGCUUCAGCUCCAGUGUGGGAAGGCAGGUCGCCCCGUUUCUGGCAGGAAGAAGGAGAGGCACAUGCUUGUCAUUUGAGCAGGUUUUAACAGCCUUGGGAGGGUUGGCACUGCUUUGAAUUUGCCCAUUGUACUUGUCACCGCGAAUAAAGACUCCCACCACUGCUCUGACUCCCGCCUUUCCCAGGCUGCUCUGGGCUGGUUCCUGACCCUUGUGCCUGGGCUUGGUCCUUGGCUGUGCCUGGCCCUCCUGGUCUUGUCUCCGGAGGCUGGCGUUGGUCCCCAGCAGUUUCCUUGUGGGCCAAGGCCAGAGGCUGGAGCCCUCACUUCAGUGGGAGGGGAGGGGACAGGGACGGAGAAGGCGUUCUCCCCACCUUUGCCCUACUCACAUGAAGGGGUUUUGGGGAGCUCCGUGCUAGCCUGGAUGCCAGAGAAGAGAAGCGUUCCCAGCCGGACGCGGGGACUGCCGCGGGGACUGGCAGAGGCUGGCGUGGCCGCUGUGACCUUGGCUGCGUCACUGGGUCUCGGGCUCUGCCUCCACCCUGGCCCUGGCGUGCCUGGGGCUCUGCUGCCCUUCCGCGCUCCCUGGAGUCGUUCCAUCGGACUCGUCAGGCUUGAACCGCGAGGAUCCCGUCCUUGUGUGAUCUGCACCCAGCACGCGCUGAGCUCCACGUGGGCCGUGGCACUGCGCCGUGUGGCCCUGUAUGGCCUCAGCCUGCUGGCACCACCUGCCGUGGCUGGGCGAGCUCACAGGGCUUGCAGUGGAAGAGCGCAGCGUUGAAGCAGGAAACCCCCUCGCCGACAGACCUGCAGUGGCUCUGGACAGGGCUUUGGCUUUGUGCGUGGUUGCUAGUGUUUGUGGGGAAGCUCCAAGGCCACCAUGACCUGCCUUGCAUGAAGGGGCCCCUGGGCUCUAAGUGGGAGAGGGGACAGGUGCAGCCCCGCCCUCUGCCAUGGAGGCAGGUUCCAGGCAGGCUCCCUGUGGACUAGGGGCGGUCUAAGGGGAAUACAUAGACUGAGGGCAGUGUGGCGCAUGCUACGGCCCAGAGGGUGUCCUGCUCACAGAUACCCAUGUGUACCACGUGGGCUGUCUCCGGCCCCUGAGAAAAUGAGUGGCGAGGCUGGUUUUGCGAACUGGAUCCUGGUGCGGGCUCCGCCCCCUUCCCCCUCCCCCGGACCCAGCUGACGUCACCUGGGCGGGGCGGGCGCGAUGCUGAACAGGUCUCCUUGCCUCCACCUCUCCCAGGAUAGCACAGUCCCAGCUGCAUGCCGUCCUGCCAGGCUGCCAGCCCCUCCCUGCCCGGGGCAGCCCAGCCUUGAGGGAGAUGGAGCCCAAGGACCAGCCGCUGGUGGUAGCGCUCCGAAUCCGUCCACUCAGUGACGCAGAGCUGCAGGAGGGAGCCACAGUCAUCGCUCACAAAGUGGGGGAGCAGGUGCUGGUGCUCACGGACCCCAGUGAGGACGCUGAGGACCCACUGCGUGCCCACCGGUCCCGGGAGCGCACCUUCAUCUUCGACACCGUGUUUGACCAGCACGCCUCCCAGGAGGAAGUGUACUGUGCCACCACCCAGCGUCUGGUAGAAGGCAUCAUCUCUGGGUACAACGCCACGGUGUUUGCCUAUGGCCCCUCAGGUGCCGGGAAGACGCACACCAUGCUGGGCAUGGACGCGGAGCCCGGCAUCUACCUGCAGACCCUCACUGACCUCUUCGAGGCCAUCGAGGGGACCCGCGAUGUCACUGACUGCAGUGUGUCCAUGUCCUACUUUGAGAUCUACAACGAAGUGAUCCGGGACCUCCUGAACCCGUCCUCUGGGUUUCUGGACCUGAGAGAAGACGCCAGGGGCAGCAUCCAGAUCGCAGGUGUCACGGAGGUCUCCACCUCAAACGCCCAGGAGAUCAUGCAGCUCCUCACCAAAGGCAACCGGCAGCGCACGCAGGAGCCCACGGCCACCAACAGGACAUCGUCCCGCUCCCACGCGGUGCUGCAGGUCACCGUGCACCAGCGGAGCCGUGGCGCGGACCUGGCGGAGGAAGUGUGCGUCGGGAGGCUCUUCAUGGUGGACCUGGCGGGCUCGGAGCGGGCGGCCCAGACCCAGAACCGAGGCAAAAGGAUGAAGGAGGGCGCCCACAUCAACCGUUCUCUGCUGGCUCUGGGCAACUGCAUCAACGCGCUCAGCGAGAAGGGCGGCGGCCGUGCGCAGUACGUGAACUUCCGCGACAGCAAGCUCACGCGCCUGCUGAAGGACGCCUUGGGUGGGAACAGCCACACCGUCAUGAUCGCCCACAUCAGCCCGGCCAGUACCUGCUUCGAGGAGUCACGGACCACGCUGCUCUACGCCUACAGGGCCAAGAACAUCAAGACCAGGGUCAAGCGCAACCUGCUGAACGUGUCCUACCACAUCGCGCAGUACACGGACGUCAUCUCCCAGCUGCGCGGGGAGAUCGAGCAGCUCAAGUCCAGAAUCGAGAAGCAAGAAAAGGAGAGGAAGAGCGAGCCUGGGCUCCCAGUCACGCUCAGCCCCCACGACGCGGAGGAGGACAGUCGCCUGCAGAUGAACAAGAUUCGGGCUCAGCUGGUCGGGGCCUUCAGGGAGCAGAAGGAGAUGCGGCGCAGCCUGGUGGAGCUGGAGAACACCACCGUUGAGCUGCACAUGGACAUGUCCCGCCACCUGCUGACCAUUGCCGACUGGGAGCGGGAGAAGACCCACCUCCGCGCACACAGCGGCCAGGGGGAGCCCGAGAAGGAGGAGGCGCCCGCCGACGCUGACGGGGACGAUGGCGAGUCCACGGAGCCGCAUGAGGUGGCCCUGGCCAGGGAGGAGGUCAACCUGCUGUUAGCAGAGCAGCGCAAAACAGCAGCCCUCAAGGCAGGGCUGGAGCGGCGCCUGGCCCACGCCAAGCGGAAGGCCUCGCAGAUGGAGCAGCUGCUGCCCCGGCACGUCAGCAGCGAGGACCAGCGGGAGGUGCUGCGGCUGCUGUGCAGGGCCCACGAGCUGGAGGUGGAGAACACGGAGCUGCAGGCCAGCAACCUGUGCCGCAAGAACCUGCUGUGCCAGAAGGACUUCGUGAUCCAGCGCUACCGCCAGCACCGGCGCCUCUGCGAGCGGCUCGUGGCCGAGCAGCGGCGGCGCAUGCAGGACCGAGGCGUCCCUGUGCCCGAGCCCCUGGACAAGCAGUACCGCCUGUGCUCGCAGGAGCUGGCCGAGGGCGCCCUGGACCACCUGCUGCUGCUACACUCCGUGAUGGCCAGCUCCCUCCGGGAUGGCUCUGUCCUCAGUCUGUCUCCCUCGCUGGGAGAGUCCAGCCGAGACCAGCCCGAGGACCUGCAGGACCUGCCCUGGGGCACCCAGUGUGAGCUGCCCCCGACACUGCUGGAGAGAUACAGUGACAGCCAUGGGUCGCCGAAAGCCACACCAUCGAUGAAGCUGGGCAGGCAGGACUCGAUCCGGCCCCCACCCCCACUGCACACCCUGCUGGUGCCUCUGACUCAUGAGAGGCCCGGCUUCCUGAGCAGGAAGAGUUUGGCCCCCACACUGCGCCCCGCGGCCAGCCCGGAGCUGAGCGCCCUGCGGCCGUCGGGGGAGGCUGGCGGCUCGGCCCUGAGCACUCAGGCCCUGAAGGAGAUGGCUGCAGGCACCAAGAACAUCGCCCUGGUCGCGGCCACCCGGCGCUGCAGGGUGCAGGACCAGGAGGGCAGCAGCGGCCGGUCCUCCUGCCACCUCCUGGAGGAGACUGCCCCAGGUCCCAGGGACCGGAAACCCAGCGCCACCCCGGGGCCUAGCCCCACAGACAGGAUGUGGCCCGGAGCCAGCCCGUGCAGAGACCGCUCCGUGGAGAGGAGGGGCGGGAGGAAGAUGUCACCCUCCCUCACAAGGAGCACGCAGCUGGUGGCGGAGAAGCCUCGGGGCCCUGCUGUGGAGCCGGCGGGAGAGAGCCAGCCGCCCGCUGCGCCGGCCAAGCCGCCCGGGAGGAGCUUUCUCCCUCCCGUCCCCACAGCCUCCAGGACCAAGCCCGGCCUCGGCUUCCACACAGAUGAACACAUGCUGCGCGUGCCAGAGGUCAGCUUCACCUUCCCCAGCGCCACGUGGCGGAGCAGCCCAGCCCCAAGCAGGGUGCCCGUCCUGCCCAGGGACAUCCGAGGGUCCGCAGACAGCACAGGCCGCCUCCACAGCCCACUGCCUCCCAGCAACCCCCACAAGCCACAGGCCGGCAGCGCCAAGAGACUGAGAAGACCCAAAUAGAUGGUGGCAGCGGAGCAAGCACUCGGGGGUGGGCUGAGGACCUGACCCGGGCACAGGGGCCUCUUUGCCCCGAAGGUGGACUUCAGAGACCAGGACGUGUCAGGGGAAGCGUUCCCAGGUCCCAGCCUCCCGCAGCUCCCGUGUGGACUCGGGCUGCCUCAGCUGUCUGGGGAGGGCUGCCCUAGAGGGUCCGAGCCCUUCCCAAGGACCCCUUCACUCCGGGGCACUGCCCACACCUGAGGCUUGGGCCACGGGAGGCACUGCAGGUAGGAGGCGGGGGACAAUCUGUGCCCUCCCCUGCAACUCUUGGCCAGCUGCAGAGUGGCACUGCUGCCCUCGAACCAAACACACGGGCUCUGGAAAAGACCACAAAGCUCUCCCACUCCCAUGAUGCCCCCAGCACCGCGGCCCUGUUGGGAACAAGAAGUGCCCGGUGCCUGGAAGUUGCACACGGAGGCCGAGCGCACGGGCCCCGGCGGGGUUGGUGUUCAGUGUUUGGGGCUCUGCAGUUUCAGUCAUCGGUCCCAGAGAAGCCCCGAGCCCUGUGCAGAAACGGGACCUGCACCCCUGGGUGUGAUUUUGGCGCUUGCUGUGGUUGCAAACCCAGGAGUCGGCCCUCGCUCUUGGGGUCCCCUUGUCUGGAGGCUGUGGGGUCACCUCUGAGGCAGAAGGCAACUCUUCUGUGCUGGGAUGGCCACCUGGCAGAAACAGGCAAGGCCAAGGUGGGGGCCGAGAAGACUCCGGAAGAUCCCGCGGCCCUCGAGGACGGGGAGGGUGGGGCGUUCGUGUUCUCUUGCCUGAGUGGGAAGUGGGUCCCUGGACGUGGGCACCCACCCAUGCCAAGCAGACUGCACAGCCAGACGCCGUGGCCUGGCCGCCCCGUAGCAGACCCGUCAGGGAGACAGCCCCAGCUUCUGUGGGCAGCGUGUCCUUUCUGGGCCUUCCUGACGGGAGGAGGGGUCCCAUCUGUCUCUGGGGUGGCCUGCUGGGGGCGCCAUCUGUGCCCUGUUCUCUCACCAGAGGGAACAGCUGCACCUGGGUGGGCCCAGCGACUUUGUCUUUGCUACCUGACGGCAGAUGUCGGAGCUGAAGCCUGCCUGGGUGGCAGGUCCCUUAGGUCUGGAGGGCCCCGGUUCUGCCACUGAGAGCUGGGGUUCAUGGACAGACUGCUUAGUUUAGGGGUCCUACAUCAACAGGGCCGUGUUGCAGCAGCGUAGGUUAAGCCCCGACUUGUGACGCUGGCAUCCCCUACCAGAGCGCCAGCUCGGGUCCCUGCUGCUCCACUUCUGAUCUAGCCCUCUGCUAAUGCAUCUGCAAAGUGGAGGACGAUGGAAGUCCUUGGGCCUCCACCACUCAUUGUGGAGCCUGGAUGGAGUUCCUGGCUCCUGGCUUCAGCCUGGCCCAGACCUGACGGUUGGGGCCACUGGGGGCGUGAACCAUUGGAUAGAGAGAUCUCGUUCUCUGUGUCACUCUGUCUUUCAAGUAAAUAAAUAAUUUUUGAAAAGAAUUAUACAUUUAUUGUAAUAUGUGUUAGAAAAACAUAAGCAGAUUGCUUCUGGCCAUUCCAGUGGCCAGGAGGGCUAAGCAGGGGGCAGAGGGCUUGGCGGGACUGUGCUGAUGGGUGAGGGAGGAGGCGCCCCCUAAAGACCCCUCAGCCUGGCUCUUCCGGGGGUUCCAGCCGGCUCCUGGGAGAUGGGAUUGCUUUGGCGUGUCCACCUCCACACUGCAACACCAAGGUCACAAGUCCCAGCCAAUG
This is a messenger RNA of Oryctolagus cuniculus (rabbit), 6327 nucleotides long. Lineage: Eukaryota; Metazoa; Chordata; Mammalia; Lagomorpha; Leporidae. The record is from RefSeq and is a predicted model, not a curated record.